GAGAGGCUGAGUGAGUGGAUCUCAGAGCUGCAGGAGAGAUCAGAGAACGUUGAGGUUCUGGUGUCAGAACUAGAGCUGGGAUACAACACUGUAGAGGUAGGAGGAAAGAGAGAAUUUGCUAUCUUCUCAAACUGAAGUAACUGUCUACUGGUGUGUUAUUGAAUGCGUAGAAUAAUGCAUGUUCUAAUGCAAGGUGUUUUUCUGGCCUAACCCUUCUCUUUCAGUUCCUCUUCACAUGGACCAGUUUAGACUCCGUAUAUCUAUGGCCCUUCUUUAGUUUGACUUGUCCUCCCUGUCCCUCUCUGUCUUUUGUCCCUCUGUCUCUCUCUAUCACUCUGUCUCCUGUCCCUCUCUCUUUCCCCUGUAACUCUCUCUGUCCCCUGUACCUCCUCAUCUCUAUGUUCCCAGGACCGUUGCAGAGACAGUGAGGAGGUGAUGGAGGCUCAGAAUGAGGAGAUGAUGGCUCUGGUGAUGGAGCAGUACAACACCAUGUCUCUGAGCAUGGAGGAGGAGAAGAAGGCAAAGCUGGAGCAGCUUUACGACCAAAUCGUUUCCUUCCAGGAGAGUAUAGACCAGGCCAAGGUCACACUGGACACCACCGCUAGAGAGGCAGAGAUAGACCCAGACACACAGGUGACACACACACACACACACUCACACAAAAAUACAGUGUACUGCUAA
Molecule: messenger RNA, 681 nt
Organism: Coregonus sp. 'balchen'
Lineage: Eukaryota; Metazoa; Chordata; Actinopteri; Salmoniformes; Salmonidae
Source: the annotation of a GenBank genome assembly